Messenger RNA from Erythranthe guttata (spotted monkey flower), 1824 nucleotides. RefSeq names its product transferases, transferring hexosyl groups. Gene Ontology annotation, molecular function: GPI mannosyltransferase activity; alpha-1,6-mannosyltransferase activity. Lineage: Eukaryota; Viridiplantae; Streptophyta; Magnoliopsida; Lamiales; Phrymaceae. The record is from RefSeq and is a predicted model, not a curated record. Gene Ontology annotation, cellular component: mannosyltransferase complex; endoplasmic reticulum membrane. Gene Ontology annotation, biological process: GPI anchor biosynthetic process.
UAGAAAUCAGUUGUAACCCUUGUACUAAUUGUUUUCCCCCAAUGACUCUAAAAUCUGUCCCCAAGGCAAUCCCUAACCGCCGCCUGUGUCCGCACACGCGCCUCCUCCUCCGCUACGCAGUCACCUCCCGACUUCUGAUACUAACCCUAAUUAUCAUCUGGCGAUCCCUUCUCAGCCCAUACGACACAUCCGCUUCAAUAAACCCCCAAUGCCUCUCAUCAUCAAAUUCCUCAAAUCCUCCGCCGGCGGCACUCUUCCCGCGCGUGGGAUCUGCCAUUGAGAGGAGCAUUGUUUGGGAUGGCGUUUACUUCACACGCGUGGCAGAGUGCGGGUACGAGUACGAGCAGACCUACGCUUUCUUGCCCUUGCUUCCCCUUUGCGCCUCCCUUCUCUCCAAAACAGUUUUUGCUCCAUUGGUACGUGUAAUUGGAUACAGGGCUGUGCUCGGGCUAUCUGGCUAUGUGCUCAACAACAUUGCCUUUGUUUUCGCCGCACUGUAUCUAUACCGGCUUUCAGUUGUCGUUUUGAAGGACAACGAGGUAGCAUUGCGAGCAUCAAUUUUGUUUUGCUUUAACCCAGCUUCCAUAUUCUACUCAUCAAUAUAUUCCGAGAGUCUGUAUGCGUUCUUCUCGUUUGGAGGAUUGUAUCAUUUCAUGAACGGCGCCUAUAAUUACACAACCUUCUGGUUUGCACUCUCUAGCUGUGCGCGUUCAAAUGGGGUGCUUAACGCGGGCUAUAUUUGCUUCCACGCAAUGCUACAAGUUUACGAAGCUUUUUUCUCCAAAAAACGCGCUUAUCUGGUAACACUGAAGAUCAUUCUUGCUGCGGGUUUACGUUCUGUUUGCAUCUUUAUUCCCUUUAUCUCCUUUCAAGCAUAUGGGUAUUUCAAUAUUUGCUUGGAUCAUUCUGUGGGUGAAAUGAGGCCUUGGUGCAAGGCAAGACUUCCUUUACUCUACAAUUAUAUUCAAAGCCACUAUUGGGGAGUGGGCUUCUUAAGAUAUUUUCAAGUUAAACAAUUGCCGAAUUUUCUUCUUGCAUCACCAAUACUGUCUCUAGCACUUUGCUCGAUUGUAUACUAUGUGAAGCUAUGGCCUGAGGUUUUUCUCUCUCUUGGUCUCCAAGCACCAGUUUCUAUGGGGGUGGAUGAACAACAAAGCACUUCAAAGAACCCAUCGCAAGAUGACAGUACUCUCGGACUAAGACGAAGAGCUAUCAAAAGAGAAGAUUUGGUUAUACAGCCAUCCAAAAGUGAAACGUCAGACGGCCUACAUUACGAUCCUGUUGUUGUUCUUCCUUUUGUUCUGCACUUGAGCUUCAUGGUCGCAACCGCAUUUUUUGUCAUGCAUGUUCAGGUUGCAACUCGUUUCUUAUCCGCUAGCCCUCUUGUGUACUGGUUUGCGUCACUUAUUAUGGGAUCUCCUGGUAUUGGGAAGAAAUGGGGGUAUUUCAUAUGGGCCUAUUGCGCGGCUUACAUUUUCCUCGGCAGUUUACUUUUCUCAAAUUUCUAUCCAUUUACCUGAGAUGCUGCUGCUGCUGGAUAAUUUUCUUGAUUUGAUAUUAUUGACGGUGGUACUCUCAGUGGGGAAGCCAGUGUAGGGCGGGGGGCCAUGGCCCCAUCUCAAAUUUUAAUUUUUGUUUACUACUAUAUAUGUAUGUAUGUAUAGUUUUUUGCAUUUGCAUUGUCCUCUUAUAAUAAAUGGAUCUAACAAGUAGGAUAAAAAAGUUAUGAAUUGUAAACUUGGAACUAGGAGCGAAUCCACCCUUGUGAAGUGAUGGAGUCAAGUCAUCCUCAAUUGUAAAAAAUUCCACGGUAUUACGCCUUUA